Molecule: messenger RNA, 285 nt
Organism: Henningerozyma blattae CBS 6284
Lineage: Eukaryota; Fungi; Ascomycota; Saccharomycetes; Saccharomycetales; Saccharomycetaceae
Gene: MRX14
Product: mitochondrial 54S ribosomal protein bL34m
Exons: 1
Coding region: 1-285 (94 amino acids)
Biological process (GO): translation
Cellular component (GO): ribosome; mitochondrial large ribosomal subunit
Molecular function (GO): structural constituent of ribosome
Source: RefSeq, a predicted model, not a curated record
AUGGGCAUCUUUAACAGUUUAACUAGAAUAGCAUGCUUUAGCAAGUCAACUGCCCUCAAUAGCAUGUCCUUGUUGAAUAAGUCAUUAUUAAUAAAUAACAAUAUCAUCGGUAAUAAUAAACUCAUGAUUGAUAGUAGAAGGUGGAAAUCAAGAGGUAAUACUUAUCAACCCAGUACUUUGAAAAGGAAGAGAAAACAUGGGUUUCUUUCAAGAGCCAAGAGUUAUACGAUGAAUAAAAUAUUGAAAAGGAGAAAAGCAAAGGGAAGAUGGUUCCUCUCACACUAG